UCCAAGUGCAACUAAGUCAGUUAAAGGGGUUUUAAAAGAGAAGUGUGGCAGACGUGUAGUGUCCAAUUUUGGGACUGAAGCUGCAAUGUCUUCUUUGGAUGACCUAGGAUGGGAACAGGAUGAGGGCAGGGAAGUGCAUUCUCAUUGGUCUUCAGUGGCUUUCAGUACCUAGAGUCAUGUAUGCUUGUGGACAUUCUGGCCUCAUAGGAUUGGGAGAUCUCAUUUUGCAUUGGCUCCAGUUGUAUCUGAAGGACAGAAGGUUAUCUGCGUAUACUAUGCUGGACUUGGCCAUUAGCACAGUUCGAUUUUGGAUUUUUUAAAGUGAGAAAAUGGAUUCUAAAAAGGAACUCAUGAGUGAUCAGCGGUUUUCCCGCAUUACGAAAGACCCUAGAUUUUGGGAAAUGCCAGAAAAAGAACGUAAAAUCAAAAUUGAUAAAAGGUUUCAGGCUAUGUUUCAUGACAAGAAGUUCAAGUUGAAAUACACUGUAGAUAAACGAGGGCGACCAAUUCAACACAGCUCCACAGAGGACUUGAAACGAUUUUAUGACCUUUCUGAUUCAGAUUCUAAUUUGUCAGAGUCUGACCACAAACAAACAGAGAAGAAAGCUAAAGGAAGAAAGUCCAAGUCUAAAGGGGAAAGAGGACCUGAUAAGUCUGUUGAUAGUAAAGAAAGCAAAGUGACAGAUGAGAGUUCAGCCAUCUUGAAAUCGGAAGUUCUAGAAAAUGAAGGCCAAAAAAGUGCAUCAUCCAUGUCCAGAAAAAAUGUAAAAGACACAAAUAAGGACCAUGUACCAAAGAAGCAAAACAAGCAAGAUGUAAUUGCUGCAGAAAGCACAAGUCAGAAAUCUUCACAGAAGUCUAUAAAAGAAAAAACAGUGAAAGAAUGUCACACAGAAGGAUUUUCAGCCCAUAAAAGAACGGAAUUAGCAAAGGAAAUAGAGCCCUCUGUCAGUCCUGUCAGCAAGAAAUGUCUGGAAACUAAAUCCCACCAGGAUGAGGAGAGCUUUGAUCCUGAAGAAUCGGAGGGUACUGGAGAAAGCGAGGAGGAAAGUGCAUCAGAAGAUGAAGAAGAAACUGGAGACGAAAGCGAGACUGAUGGUGAUGAAAGUGACAGUGGGCCAGAUUUGGCGAGAGGAAAGGGAAAUGUAGAAACCAGUUCUGAGGAUGAAGAGGAGAAUGAUUUGACUGAUAUAUUUCCAGAGGAGCCAGAAGUUAUACAUGAAUGGGGAGAACUGGCUAAAGAUGCUCCUCGUGAAGACAAGAUCACACACAGAUUGGCAGUUUGCAACAUGAACUGGGAUCGACUGAAAGCGAAGGACCUACUAGCUUUACUAAACUCAUUUACACCUAAAGGUGGUGCUAUUUUCUCUGUAAAGAUUUAUCCUUCAGAGUUUGGAAAAGAGAGAAUGAAAGAAGAGGAAGUUAAUGGCCCAAAAGAACUAUUAAGCUUUCCUGAAGAUGUUACAGAGAAGGACAGUAUUUUUAAGGAGAUACUGAGAGACUAUCAGUUCAAACGACUGAGAUAUUUCUAUGCAGUGGUAGAAUGUGACUCCCCUGAAACAGCCAAUCAAAUCUAUGAAGAGUGUGAUGGACUGGAAUUUGAAAGCAGUUGUUCCUUUGUGGACUUGAGAUUUAUUCCAGAUGAUGUGACAUUUGAUGAUGAGCCAAAGGACGUGGCCUCAGAAGUGGACGGAGCUGCUUACAAACCAAAGUUCUUCACAUCUGCUGCUGUGGCAACAUCAAAGGUAGACAUCACAUGGGAUGAGACGGAUCAUGAAAGGGUCACCUCCCUGAACAGAACUUUUAAAAAAGAGGAGCUGCUGGACAUGGACUUUCAAGCUUAUUUGGCUUCAUCGAGUGACGAAGAGGAGGAGGAGAUGGAAGAACACCAAGAUGAUGGGGUAAUACACACAGCAGACAGUGAUCAACAUAAGCACCACCCAAAAGAUGAUGAAGAGCAAAUUUCAAAAUACAGAGAACUUCUUCGGAAUAUCCAGGAAAAAGAAAAGAAGCAUCAAGAAACUGAUAUGGAAAUGGAGAUUAAGUGGGUUCCAGGACUUAAAGAAAGUGCUGAUGAAAUGGUGAGAAACAAGUUAGAAGCGAAGGAUAAACUGACUCCAUGGGAACAAUUUCUAGAAAAGAAGAAAGAGAAGAGGAAGCUGAAGAAGAAACAGAAGGAUGCUGCUGAGGAAAUACCGACUGAAGAUGAAUGCCCAUCUGAUGUUGAUUUAAAUGAUCCAUACUUUGCUGAGGAACUUGAGAAAGCAGAUUUGGAUAAGAAGAAGAAGAAGAAAGAAGAUGUUCAAGAAAAGGAAGGAGAUACAGAGAAGCAUAAGGCUGAAAUGGCUCUGCUGGUGAUGGAUGAGGAGGAGGAUGAAAAAAGACACUUCAAUUAUGAGAAGAUAGUGGAGCAGCAGAACCUGAGCAAAAAGAAAAAAAAGCUAUUAAUGAAAAAGAAGGAACUGCUGACAGAUGACUUCCAGGUAAAUGUUGCUGAUACCAGAUUCCAGGCCAUGUAUACUUCCCAUCUGUUUAAUUUGGAUCCUUCAGAUCCAAACUUCAAGAAAACAAAAGCGACGGAAAAGAUUUUAGAGGAGAAAGCUCGCCGAAGACAGCAGGGGUUGACUGGAGCAACUGGGGGACAGGACAACAUGGCAGAGAGGCAGUCUGCUGCCAAGAAACCCAUUGAUCCUGCAUUGUCAAUGCUGAUCAAAUCUGUCAAGAAUAAAACUGAACAAUUCCAAGCAAGGAAGAAACAAAAAGUCAAAUAAGUGGGAAACUAAUAUUGAGGAUGAGAACGAAGGACUUGUAAAGAAAUCAAACCCAUGUUGAUUUAGGGGUAAAUACCCUCUUAUUCUGAGGUCUUCCCUAUCAUUUCUGUCUGUCAUGCCUUUAAAUGGUUGCAAAACAUAGCUGCCAAAUGAAUGACAAAUAAGCAUAACCUAAAAUCAAAUGUAACAUAGCUGAAGAUAUUUGAAGAGUUUGGUUUUCUAAAAAAGCAGGAGUGCCAUGGUUAUAAUGUGGCAGCUGCUAUUCAGUCUUGAGAGCUGGCAUAAACUUUAGGUAAGAUUUUUUUUCCCCUUAAUGAUGUACUUUGUAUCUCAAAGAUCUGCAAACGGACUAAUGGAAAAUAUUGUAUGAAUGCCCUGAACUGUUAAUUAAACCCCCUGAUCAUUAUGGAUCAUUUAAUUAUAUAUGUGUUCAUGUGCAGUAUUUUAAAAUAGCUUACUAUUACUACUAUAUUUCUGUUAAUUCUUUGUCCAUUUUUUAUGUUUGUAAAUUGUAGGCAUACUUUGAAAAUCUGGUGGUUUGAUACUUCUCUGAAUUUCCCCGUACCAUUCUCCCAGUAAAUUAAUCUCUUCUCUUCUC
Varanus komodoensis (Komodo dragon) is the source of this 3369-nucleotide messenger RNA. It is a transcript of the gene ESF1, whose product is annotated as ESF1 nucleolar pre-rRNA processing protein homolog. Gene Ontology annotation, molecular function: RNA binding. Gene Ontology annotation, cellular component: nucleus. Lineage: Eukaryota; Metazoa; Chordata; Lepidosauria; Squamata; Varanidae. The record is from RefSeq and is a predicted model, not a curated record. The coding region runs from base 330 to 2771 and encodes 813 amino acids. The transcript is spliced from 15 exons. Gene Ontology annotation, biological process: rRNA processing.